Molecule: messenger RNA, 1657 nt
Organism: Tripterygium wilfordii
Lineage: Eukaryota; Viridiplantae; Streptophyta; Magnoliopsida; Celastrales; Celastraceae
Product: multiple organellar RNA editing factor 1, mitochondrial-like
Exons: 5
Coding region: 67-1335 (422 amino acids)
Biological process (GO): mitochondrial mRNA modification; cytidine to uridine editing
Cellular component (GO): mitochondrion
Source: RefSeq, a predicted model, not a curated record
UACCCUAAGCCCCACAAAACCUUAAACCCCCCAUUUCUCUGUGCACUGCCACGACCAAAACCAGCGAUGGCACUCCACUCUCUCCGCAUCCGGCGAGCUCUGGCCACCGUCUCUUCCCUCCACCGUUCUAUUUCCUCUCCAAUCGCCAGUAUCUCUUCCUCUCCUCUCCUCGAAAUACCCACUCCCCUUUCCUCAUCAUUGGCGACGUUUCUCAAACCUCGAUCAUUCUCGCUUACUCGGGUUUCCUUCUUUUCGUCUUCUUCCUCAACCAGAUCAUCACCGCCGAGGGUUUGGAAGGAGGGGGAGGAGAUCACGGCUGACAUGGUUUUGUUUGAGGGCUGCGACUAUAAUCACUGGCUUAUCACCGUAGACUUCCCGAAGGAGGCGAAACCCUCUCCUGAAGAGAUGGUCCGCACCUACGAGGAAAUCUGUGCCAAGGGUCUCAACAUCAGUGUGGAAGAGGCGAAAAAAAGAAUAUAUGCAUGCAGCACAACAACUUAUGAAGGUUUUCAGGCUAUAAUGACAGAAGAAGAGUCUGAGAAGUUUAAUGAUGUCCCUCAAGUUGUUUUUGUGUUGCCAGAUUCCUAUAUCGAUCCAGUAAACAAGGAGUACGGAGGAGACAAGUAUGAAAAUGGAGUGAUCACACACCGGCCACCCCCAGUUCAAUAUCAUAGAACUAGUGGAAGAUUCAGAGAUCAGCAAAACAGAAAUGCUGACCGAGGUAGGUAUGACCAGCGAGGAGGUCAAGCUCCGAACCAGCAAGGGUAUAAUCAGCGAGGAUAUAUGCAAGGAGAUGGAAGAAAUUAUGGGCACUCGCAAAAUUAUUCACCUCAGCAAAAUAGUGGUGGUCCUCGGCAAAAUUACAGUCAACCUCAACAAAAUUAUGGACCUCCUCAACAACAUUAUAGUCAACCUCAACAAAAUUUUGGUCCUCCACAGCAAAAUUAUAGUCAACCUCGACAAAAUUACAAUGGUCCACCUCAGCCCAACUAUAGUGUGCCCCAGCAAAACUAUUCUGGGUUCUCCGAUCAGGCAUCUAAGGGAGGUCCAAUGCCUUCACAUCAGAGCAAUCACCCUCAAGGAGGAGGACCAACAAAUAAUAAUCUGCAAGAAGAAAGGGAGUUCCCUCAGGGAAGUCGCAGGGAUUAUGCACCUCCAGGGCAGGGAAACUAUGCGGGAGAUAAUAGGGAUUAUGCUCGAACACAAGGUCAAGUGCCAGGAGCAAAUCCUGGCUAUGGGCAGGGUUUCUCUCAUGGGGAGCAAACGAAUGUACAAAGGGAGCAAACGAAUUAUAUGCCCAUGGGACAAACUGGACCAGACCAGGGAAGAUAUUGAGGUGGUCUCAAUUUGCUUGUGAGGAGGACCUGAACAAUCAAAUUACUGUCAUCUAUCUGCUCACACGAGCGAAGGGUUGCAUAUUUCGUCUUUGGGGUUAAUAGUAUGUCUUUAACUCUCUCCUGAAGUUUUGUGAAUGAUCGUAGGUUAUUUACCAUCAUGAACUCCUGAUUGUGUGGAGACGUAAUUACCUAGUCAGAUAGUUUAGUAACAUUGUGAUAAGUUCUAUCUUUGUUGGUGUUAAGACGACUUUCUUAUCAAAAAAAGACAGCUGUUUGUUUAUUCAAACGUUGUGCACCACAUGAAACUUCUGAUUUUCUAA